Hemiscyllium ocellatum (epaulette shark) is the source of this 1116-nucleotide messenger RNA. Its product is annotated as interleukin-23 subunit alpha-like. Gene Ontology annotation, biological process: immune response; positive regulation of T cell proliferation; positive regulation of T-helper 17 cell lineage commitment. The record is from RefSeq and is a predicted model, not a curated record. The coding region runs from base 174 to 797 and encodes 207 amino acids. Gene Ontology annotation, cellular component: extracellular region; interleukin-23 complex. Gene Ontology annotation, molecular function: cytokine activity. NCBI's taxonomy places the organism in Eukaryota, Metazoa, Chordata, Chondrichthyes, Orectolobiformes, Hemiscylliidae. The transcript has 5 exons.
UGUGUUGUUGCCUGUCCCGAAGUCUGUCUUGGAGGAUGGUCACCUGAAGUCCUGAGGCCGAAUGUCCCGGACCACUAAAGUGUUCCCCAACUGGGAGGGAACACCCCUGUCAGUCGAUUGUGCUUGACAAUCUGCUGUACAUCAGUGCUGAGCUACUACAUUUUCAGUGAGCCAUGAAAAAACGUGGCGAGUUGCUGACGCUAAUCUUGCUGCUCAAUGUGGCUGGGAUCACAGGCUCAGUCCCCGAUCAACUGUCCGGUUGGACAUCCUGUCGAAUUCUUUCCAGGAACCUCACUUCCAAGGCUUUUAACUACAUGCAUGGAUGGGAGCAUUGCCCGAGAUAUUUUAAAUUGAAUGACAGUGAGGACAUCCCACGUAUCGAAGUCAGCGAUAACUGUGACCCCAUCACACUCAGGACAGUUCCAGAGACGUGCCUUAAGAAAAUUAAAGAAGGCCUAUCAUAUUACCGCAAUCAGUUCAGCCAACUUGGAAACGUGGAAGAGUCAAUACACAACAGCGACAUGCGGAAAUUUGCGCAUAAUCUUUCUAAAAUCAUCUUGGAUCUCCUCAAGUCAAUCAAGAACUCGGACAGCAGCGCAGAUGACAGGACCAUAGACAGAGUGGCUGCGGAUAAUAGGCCUGUCAAGAUACACAAGAUCAGAGAUUGGGAGCUGAACUGUACAUUGUUUAGAACACUUGAGAGAUUUCAGUCCUUCUCAUCUCUGGUGGCUCGUGUCUUUGGACAUCCUUCAGGAAACCCUUCGGAACAUCAGAACACUGGGGAUUGUGGGGUGUAGUUCAGAGAGUUGAUGGACAUUCCAGAAAAUUGUUAUUAUCUUUUGAAGAUAAUUCCAGAGCUUAAUGUUUUUGAGAGGUGGAAGUUUUAUGAAAAAGUGGUUUGAGGCUUGGCUGAACAAAAUGAAGUGGUGUUACACCAAUGCUAGUGACUAUCAUAAUAGCUGAAGGAUUUUAGAUUUCUAAAUCAAAAGGGAUUUCUACGGGUUGUUCUGGAAUAGUUCAGCUUCAUCACCUUGUCAAAAAAAUGUUUUUGUCCUCACUGUUUUCUAACUUAUUAGUUUAAUUUUGGAAGAUAAUUAAUUAAAGGGUUUUAAAAAU